UGCCACCAGUUGCUGUCGCUAUGUUAGCAAGUCAAAGUGGGGAGGACUGCUUUAGGAGGGCGGCGGGUUGCACGACUGCUGCCAAAGCAUUUGGAUAAGGCUGGUGCUUCAUUAUGCGGCGGGGGGAGCACGGUCCACGGGCUUUCCAGGCCCCAGUGGAUGUCCACGCCAGUGCAGAUGGCCAGGUUUACAUGUUCAAGAGGAGGCCGAAUGAGUCUACUGUAUCUUCGGACGAUGAGGAGCUCAGUGUCAUGGAGAUGAGGCCGCGGGUUUACCAAGAGCAGGAGCAGGACAGGCUGAGGAACGUCCAGCUGCUGGAGCGAGAGGUGUUAGAUGGUGACAAUCUCAACAAGCUUGCACUGCAGUAUGGCUGCAAGGUUGCAGAUAUAAAGCGGGUGAACAACCUUAUGCAGGAACAAGAUUUAUUUGCACUGAAAUCAAUCAAAAUACCAGUUCAGAAACACAGCUUUUUAACAGAGACUUACACAGACCUAAGAGACCCUCAAGAAGAAAUGCCACAUUCAUCUCCCACACCAGCAACGCAUCAGGAAAGAGCCAGAGCCCAACCACAUCUACAGGAGGUCACAGACUUUCUAAUGGAGGUGGACCACGAUAUCGAGAAACUGAUUCAGACCACGAAUGAUCAAAAUGAGGAUUUUUUGGAUAACUCAGAGAAACGGCAGAGGUUCGGUUUCAGAGGACACCGCCUGACCUGUCACGGUGCAGACUGGGGCAUCCAGUGGUGGAACGCUGUAGUUGCCAUGCUCCUGAUAGGCAUCGUUCUGCCACUGUUUUAUGUCAUUUAUUUUAAAACAAAAGAUAAUGGAGUAGUUACACCCACAGAUAGUAGUGGUGCUCUACAGUCAUCCAUCACCUCUUCAAACACCUCAGGGCCAGGCCUUGGCAAAAGAGGACUGGGGCAUUUUCAAGAACCAGGAUAGUGCAGAGUCGAUUCUCAGAAAACCAGAAUCAUUAUUUAAGACUGUUGGGUUCAUGGUCUCAGAAGGUGACAAUCGAGAUACAGCUAAUUUUAUUAACAUCUUAGUGCAAUACCACCAUGUAUCUACUGUCCAUCAGUGAAUUUUACCAUUUAUAUUAUACUCUAACUGUGACACUUGAGGCAAAUACUUCAGUGACUGUCUUUAAGUGAAAUGGCUGCACAAUCAUAAUUUUUGUGACAAUUUAGAAUGCUAACAUUUCAUCAAGCAGCCUUCGUAGAGAACCAUUUACUGAAAUACUACUCAUGACACUGUUUAUUCUUUGCUUUGAAAAACUUUGGAUGUUUGUUGGGAUUGCCGUUCAUCAGGUACUAUAUUUGAUGAUUUAAAAGGUUAAGCAAACAUCAGCAGUGGGUUGCACCAGCUAUGCAUUAAGUUUAGAUGUAGCCUAGUUUCAGUGUAAUUUCUAACUUAAGACACCUGCUGCUAACAUUUUAAGGGUUGCAUUAACUGAAAUAGCAACAUAGGCAUACAUUUACUGUGUGGCAUACAACUUAAAUUUUAUACCUAACCCUAAGUAGCUGUUAAGUCCUCUGCAAAAUAGGGGUUGGUAUGGCACAUCGUUUUGAAAGGUGGGAUAACUUGAUCUUGUCUGCAACACUCUCCAUGAUAGUACGCAAACUACUCCUUUAAUAGCACACCAACAUCAACAUCAGCAUUGCACUGUGAUAUAGUCAUAAUCCUUUGUCCUGGUAACAUACCUUUUUGUAGUUGUCUGGUGAUUUUAGCUAUUUCUAGCGAUUAGCCUCUUUGCUAUUACGUGCCAAGUGUACAAAUACAAUUGGCCAUGAGAGACAACACAGUAAUAAACACUGCAUUAAGAAUAGUGCUGAUUGGCCACAGGAAGUUAAAAUGUCAGUCUGCUACAAUAUUUUGGUUAGUUUGGACUUUGUGCCAGAUUAGUAAUUUUGCAUCUCUGUGGUGCAACCAACAAAUAAUCAACAUUUAUUGUGGAGUUUGCACCUUAACUUAAGAGAGAACUUGUGUAUAGCUGGUGCAGCGGGUCUAUAGGCAUUUCUUUACAGUCUUUACCACAAUCUGCCUUUUCACCAGUGCCUGUUGUCCGUAACAACACAUGAAGUAACAUAUCAGUGUUAGUAAGUCACCAAAACUGAGGUUGAAUUGUAUUUGACAUGGGUUUGAGCAUUAUUUUUUUGCCAUGUAUGAUGUAACUUAUUCUUUGUGUCUGUGUGUUUAUUGUUAAGUUAUUGCUAUGCACGCCAUGCCUUCUCUGUGGGUCUGAAUGCAGUGCCAAAAGUGUACAUUGUGUUUACAGCAAGAAUUGGGUGCAAUAUACUUUAUCCUGUUGGAUUGUACGUGUUCGAAACCUUGCAGUCUGUCAAAUACACGGUAUUACACUCUGAAAA
Messenger RNA from Chelmon rostratus (copperband butterflyfish), 2365 nucleotides. RefSeq names its product LysM, putative peptidoglycan-binding, domain containing 4 (gene lysmd4). The transcript has 3 exons. Lineage: Eukaryota; Metazoa; Chordata; Actinopteri; Chaetodontiformes; Chaetodontidae. The coding region runs from base 114 to 941 and encodes 275 amino acids. The record is from RefSeq and is a predicted model, not a curated record.